GCUGUGGGGGGAGCGAGGGUCCCAUUGGGUCUGUCUGUAUCCAAUCAGGGUGCUGGGGGCGGGCAGUGGGGCGGCGGGGGGGGGCGAGGGGCGCAGCCUGGGCCCCCUCUUGCCGUGGGGCCGGCACCCGGGACCCUCCGCCUGGGGCGGAAGUGACGAGCCCCGGCUGCCAAAAUGUCGGCGCCCAGAGGGAGCUAGCCAUCCGUGGGACUGGCGGUGAUGGAGCUCUAUGGCACUGAUCUGCCCGGGGGACUGGGCACCGACUGGGCAGAGGAGCCCGGGCAACCCCCCGGCCGGGCACCUGGCACCAUCGAGUGCAUGAUCCCAUGCUUGGACCCGGAGGACGGUCCAGACGGGCUGGCGCCGACCCUGCUGACGGACAACGGGGCGGGCGCCCGGGUGCCCUUCCACUGCUCCGAGUGCGACAAGAGCUUCCGGUACCGCUCGGACCUGCGGCGCCACUUUGCCCGGCACACGGAACUCAAACCCUUCCAGUGCCCACACUGCAGCAAGAGCUUCAAGCACUCCUUCAACCUGGUCAACCACAUCCGCAGCCACACCGGCGAACGCCCUUACCGCUGCACGGUCUGCCCCAAGGGCUUCCGCGACUCCACCGGCCUGCUCCACCACCAGGUGGUGCACACGGGCGAGAAACCCUACUGCUGCCACGUCUGCGAGCUCCGUUUUUCCUCCCGCAGUAGCCUGGGCCGGCACCUGAAGCGCCAGCACUGCCCUCCCCCCGGAGGGGGCGCCCCCGAGCCACCCAGCGCCACCCGCUACCUGGAGCGCCUGUGUGGCCAGGGGCGGGCGGCCCCUUAUGGCUGCGGGGCCUGCGGGCGCCACUUCCGGCUGGCACCCGAGCUGGGGAAGCACUGGCUGGCUCACACCGACAUCAAGCCCUUCAAGUGCCCCGACUGUGAGCGGGACUUUAACGCCCCCUCCCUGCUGGAGCGCCACAAACUCACGCACGCCAAGGACCGGCCGCUGCUCUUGCCCUGCCAAGGGUGCGUGGGCAAGGGGGCCCCGGGGCAGCAGGCUCCGCAAGGGCCAGGCUGCCCGGCCUGCAAGCCCCAGGACACCCGCCCCCUGGACAGCCUGUACCAGUGCGAGUGUGGCACCUUCUUUGCCAACGCCGGCACCCUGGCUGCUCACCUGGCAGCCCACACGGGUGAGGCCUCCUUCGCCUGUGGCAUCUGCGGCAUGAGCUUUGGGGCCCUGCCACCCCUGGAGGCCCACCAGCUGAGCCACGCCAUGCUGCUGCCCCCGGAGGGCGCUCCUCAGCCAGUGGCGGCGGGGCCUGUGCCGCCGGCCAGUGGGGAGCUGGAGCACCACCUGCUGCCGCGGCUGGAGCUACGGGCUUUCCCUGCCCGGCCUGGCAAGAAGCUAUACAAGUGCACGGAGUGCGAGAAGUUCUUCCGCAGCCCGCGGGAUCUGGACCGGCACGUGCUGGUGCACACGGGUGAGAAACCCUACCAGUGCACCGAGUGCGGCAAGUUCUUCCGGCACGAGUGCUACCUGAAACGGCACCGGCUGCUCCACAGCGGGGAGCGCCCCUUCCAAUGCAGCGUCUGCCACAAGGGUUUCAUCACCUUCAGCAACCUCUCCCGCCACCUCAAACUGCACCGUGGCAUCGACUAGCCGGGCGGGCCCCUGACAGCCCCGGCCGGCCUGCACGUCCUGCCUCCCACCUCCAGCUCUCCCUGCUGGCGUAGCCACAGGCCAGCGUGUUCUGCUCGGCUGCCCUUUCGGUGCUGGGCUGCGCACACCGGUUUGUUAUUGUAGGGUCUCUGGCACAUGUCAGUUUAUUUUUGUAGGGUCACUCAAGCACUGGGCUGCACAGAUUGGUUUGUUAUUGUAGGGUCUCAUUGCACGUGCCGGUUUGUUUUUGUAGGGUCACUCAUGAGCGCCGGGCUGCACAGAUCUGUUUGUUAUUGUAGAGUCUCUGCACCUGCCGGUUUGGUACUGUCGGGUCUCAUUGCGCACGCUGGUUUGUUUUUGUAGGGUCUAAAUUCAAAUGGCAAUCUACUGGUUUGUUAUUGCUGGAUCACUUGUUAGUGCUGGGUUGUACACAAUGGUUUGUUGUUCUAGGGUCUCGUACACGCUGGUUUGUUAUUGUAGGGUCUCACUACAUAUGCUGGCUCGUCAUUGUUCGGUCCCUCUCAAGCUGGGGACUGCACAGAGAAUUGUUGUUAGAGGGAGUUGGGACUGUGUGGGCCAGUCUGUUCUUGCAUGGUCUUUUGAAAGUGCUCAGACAGCUGUGCGCCCUAGGCUAGUUAUCAGCCCUGCCCUUGCUUCCGUGGGACAGAAGACUCGGCAGUCACUGAGAAGGAAUAUAUCUAGGGAUUCUGCACUGAGACUACUGACUCCCCCAGCCUGCACCGCCCGGCAUCCCCAGUAGGGGUCGCUGGGCCCAAAGGGACCCUGGCACUGCCCCAGCCUGCACUGCCCGGCAUCCCCAGUAGGGGUCUCUGGGCCCAGAGGGACCCUGGCACUGUCCCAGCCUGUGCUGCCCGGCAUCUCCAGUAGGGGUCUCUGGGCCCAGAGGGACCCUGGCACUGUCCCAGCCUGUGCUGCCCGGCAUCUCCAGUAGGGGUCUCUGGGCCCAGAGGGACCCUGGCACUGCCCCAGCCUGUGCUGCCCGGCAUUCCCACUAGGGGUCUCUGGGCCCAGAGAGCUCCUGGCACUGCCCCAGCUUGCAAUGCCCAGCAUCCCCAGUAGGGGUCUCUGGGCCCAGAGCAACACUGGUGCUUCCCCAGCCUGCACUGCCCGGCAUCCCCACUAGGGGUCUGUGUACAUCCAGGGCCAUAGUGUCUCCUGGACACUAUCCCUUCCUGCACUGCUCUGUUCAGUGGUUUUGCCCUGUGUGCCCCCAUCUUUCCCCUGUGACCCCCCUGUCAUGGACCCUCUCUUAUCAGUUCACAGCAGCUGGGGGUCUGGCCCCAUUGACUCAAUGGAGCUGCUGCCAUUGACCCUAGCUGGGGGUCUGGUCCCAUGGACUCAAUGGAGCUACGGCCCAUUGACUCCAGGUGGUGGUCUGGCCCCAUUGACUCAAUGGAGCUAUGGCCCA
Molecule: messenger RNA, 3067 nt
Organism: Chelonoidis abingdonii (Abingdon island giant tortoise)
Lineage: Eukaryota; Metazoa; Chordata; Testudines; Testudinidae
Gene: FIZ1
Product: FLT3 interacting zinc finger 1
Source: RefSeq, a predicted model, not a curated record